AUGGCCCAGUCCGUGUGGGGCUACGACAGCGACAACGGACCCGAGCGCUGGCACGAAAACUACCCCCUGGCCAAGGGCGACAAGCAGUCGCCCAUUGAGAUCAACAGCAAGGACGUGCAGCACGACUCCUCUCUCGCCUCCUGGCACGCCAGCUAUGACCCCGGGGCAGCGAAAACCAUCCUGAACAACGGGCGCACCUGCCGCGUCGUCUUCGACGACACUUUUGAUCGAUCAGUGCUGAGGGGGGGCCCGCUGAGCGGCGCCUACCGCCUGCGCCAGCUGCACCUGCACUGGGGCUCCUGCGACCAGCACGGCUCCGAGCACGUCAUCGACGGCGUCAAGUACGCGGCAGAGUUACAUAUGGUGCACUGGAACCCAAAACACGGUAAUUUUGCUGGAGCUUUAAAACAACCUGAUGGUGUAGCUGUUGUUGGAAUUUUUCUGAAAGUAAGUAUUAAAUAUUCAGUCUUUGUAAUUUUUUUAAUUCUUGAAGAAAUUGAAAACAUUAAGACUAAGGGGAAGGAGGCUCCUUUUCUGCACUUUGAUCCUUCAAUUCUUUUCCCCAAAUCUCGUGACUACUGGACCUACCAUGGUUCAUUCACCACACCCCCUUGUGAGGAGUGCAUCACUUGGAUUCUUCUGCGGGAGCCAAUUGAAGUCAGCUCAGACCAGAUGGCAAAGCUCCGUAGCCUUUCCAAGAACCCUGAGAAUGAACCCAUGAGCCCUCUUGUUGACAACUGGCGCCCACCGCAGCCCCUGAAGGGCCGGAUAGUGAGAGCCUCGUUCAAGUGA
Molecule: messenger RNA, 792 nt
Organism: Agelaius phoeniceus (red-winged blackbird)
Lineage: Eukaryota; Metazoa; Chordata; Aves; Passeriformes; Icteridae
Product: carbonic anhydrase 3-like
Cellular component (GO): cytoplasm; cytosol
Molecular function (GO): carbonate dehydratase activity; zinc ion binding
Source: RefSeq, a predicted model, not a curated record